This is a messenger RNA of Lampris incognitus (smalleye Pacific opah), 5904 nucleotides long. RefSeq names its product lipase, hormone-sensitive b (gene lipeb). Gene Ontology annotation, cellular component: cytosol. The transcript has 13 exons. Gene Ontology annotation, biological process: triglyceride catabolic process; cholesterol metabolic process. Gene Ontology annotation, molecular function: triacylglycerol lipase activity; sterol ester esterase activity. The coding region runs from base 43 to 2655 and encodes 870 amino acids. The record is from RefSeq and is a predicted model, not a curated record. NCBI's taxonomy places the organism in Eukaryota, Metazoa, Chordata, Actinopteri, Lampriformes, Lampridae.
GAUCUGAGGAGAGGCGGUGCGUAAACAAGAGUGCGGGCGAAGAUGGCGUCGGGGAAGAAGAGUGGAAACGGCAGAUUUGAGAAGGGUGUGAAUGGGAGGCGCUCGUCCAAACAUAAAGAAGGGCCAGUGGUGAUGGACACCAAGGCGGUGUUUGCAGCCUUAUACAGCGUGUGCGAGGAAAACGCCACGUUCUUCUCAGGAGGGGCGAAGGGGACCCAGGGCGAGGCUGCUCGGCGGCUGGUGGACUCCAUGACGCUGAUCCAGGAGCACGCUCGCAGCCUGGAGCCCGUCAUCACUGGCUUUGCCGCCAUCUACCACCACUUUGACUUUGACCCUCACAUACCCGCCAAUGGCUACCGCUCACUGGUCAAGGUCGUGCGGUGCUGCGUUCUCCACAUCAUCCACAAGGGUCGCUAUAUCUCCGCCAACCGCCGCAGCAUCUUUUUCCGGGCGGCGCACAACGCCGGGGAAAUGGAGGCCUACUGCAGCGCCCUUUGCCAGCUGCGUGCCCUGCUGUACCUGGCCCAGCGUCUCCUCCAUGACAACAGCCACGGCAACCUCUUCUUCCAGGAGGAGAGCGGCCUCAGCCAGACCUUCGUCCGCGAGUACUCCUCCAUGCACAAGGGCUGCUUCUAUGGCCGCUGCCUGGGCUUUCAGUUUACUCCGGCCAUCCGGCCCUUCCUGCAGACCAUCGCCAUCGGCCUGGUGGCCUUCGGAGAAAACUACAAACGGCACCAGUCUGGAAUCGGCAUAGCAGCCAGCUCUCUUUUUACCUCAGGAAAGUACGCCAUUGAUCCAGAGUUGAGGGGGGCAGAAUUUGAACGCAUCACCCAGAACUUGGACGUCCACUUCUGGAAGACCUUCUGGAACAUCACAGAAACUGAGGUUCUAUCAAGUCUGGCCAGUAUGACAUCCACUACGGUCAAGGUGAACCGUGCCCUCUCUGUGCCCCCUGUGCCCUUUGACCUCCCUUUAGCGGUCAACCCCAAAGCCUCGGUAACCAUAGCUCCGCCGUCGGCUCACCUUGGACCCGCCCCCGUCCAGCUGAGGCUCAUCUCCUACGACCUACGCGAAGGGCAGGACAGCGAGGCUCUUCUGUCUCUCUCCCGGUACGAGGGGGGUGCCAUUUCUCUGUCACUGGGGCUGAAGACCAAGCGCGUCCCUCCAUCUCCCUGCCUCCUGGUCCACCUCCAUGGGGGUGGCUUCGUGGCGCAGACCUCCAAGUCCCAUGAGCCCUACCUGAAGAGCUGGUCUCAGGACCUGGGCGUCCCCAUCCUGUCCGUGGAUUACUCCCUGGCCCCCGAGGCCCCCUUUCCCAGAGCCUUGGAGGAGUGUUUCUACGCGUACUGCUGGGCCCUCAAGAACCACCACCUCCUGGGUUGGACGGGGGAGACCGUCUGCUUGGUCGGCGACAGUGCGGGCGGCAACCUGUGCAUGACGACUUCCAUGCGCGCCGCCGCCCAUGGUGUGCGUAUGCCAGAUGGCAUCGUGGCGGCCUACCCGGCCACGUUGCUCACCGCCUACGCGUCGCCCUCUCGGCUGCUCACGCUGAUGGACCCCCUGCUGCCGCUCAGUGUGCUCUCCAGGUGUCUAAGCGCCUACGCAGGCAAUGAGCCCCAGACAGAGAAGCAGGUGGAGAAGGUGAGCACGCUGAGCCUGGUGAAGAGGGACACGGCCCUGCUGCUCCGAGACUUCCGACAGGGGGCCUCCAACUGGAUCCACUCUCUUCUGGAUCCCAGCAGAGCUUCCACCUCCGCCUCCGCUGGCGCAGGUGCAGAGGCGGAGGCGGGGGCUCCUCCACCAGGAGCUACCGACGCAAUGAGGAAGAGCAUAUCGGAGGCGUCCAUCUCCUCCCCACAUUCGGACCCCCCCGUGCCCCUGGAGCCCGCGGAGUUCUCAGCCGGGAAGGGGUCUGUGAAGAGCCAAACCUGCCAGAACCUGAGCGCCCUCCAUAACCCCGCCCCCUCCCCCAGCUCGCCGCUGCUCUCGGAACGUGCGCCGGAAGAUGUCAGAUUCGUCCUCUACAAGGAAGAGGAUCCCUCCGUGUCCAGUGCCCUGUCCUCAGUGGCGAUACCUCCGCCGCCUGGUGGUGAGGAAGGGUCAGAGCGAGAGUUCCCCCUGGGUUUUGAGCCCAUACGCACAGAGAAGCUGGCUGAGAUGAAAGUGGAGACCUCAGCAGUGGUCAGGGACCCCUACUGCUCUCCUCUCUUGGCCCCUGACAGCAUGCUGAAAGGACUGCCACCUAUACACAUUGUGGCUUGUGCGCUGGACCCCAUGCUGGACGACUCGGUGAUGUUUGCCAAGCGCCUGAGGAGCGUGGGGCAGCCCAUUACUCUCUGCGUGGUGGACGACCUGCCCCACGGCUUCCUCAGCCUAUCGCAGCUCUCCAGGGAAACCCGGGAGGCCGCCAACAUCUGCGUGGAGAGAAUCCGCGUCGUCUUCACCCAGAAGGCCACGCCCCCCGAGCCACGCAAGCACCGCAAACUGGAACGGACCAACCGGGGCGCCUCCGUCUCUUCGGGGGAGGCCAGUUCCCUCUUUGCUGGCUCGAUCGGGGAAGAGGCGAUCGAAAGGGAUGUUAAAGUUGCCGAGGAAGAAGCGCUGGUUGCCUCGGCAGCUCAAAAUAACACAGACGUUGGCGGCAUUGGGGCUUGAAUAGUAGGGGUUGGCUCGAUGAGAGAGAGAGAGAUGGCGCUGCUCUCCUAAGAAAAGAAGAGGAGAGCGAGAGAGUAAACGAAGGUCGGGUGGAAUUAGGCGAUGCAAAGCCUAAGAGGGUUGAGUAAGGGCACCAGAAGUGUGAGUUAGGAAGUUUGGAGAUUGCCCCGUUUUCCAGAGAUUCGAACAAAGGCGGUGAAGGAACACCGAAAUACAAACGCUUCUUCGUCUGCAUUAGAAAUCCCUUGCUGCUUGAUAUUGCACACAGCCUCAAACCUCUGGCUGGCAGACAAAACAAACACGCCCACAAAAAAAAAAAACCAACCAAAAAAAAAAAUCAGACAGUUGUGUUUCGGAAUAGUAUUGUAAUUUACCAGGCACUUUGAUCAAAGACCAGUACUCACCCACACGGUCUUAACAGCUUCGCCUUCGGGCGACGGAGGCUCGGACAUAAAGCAGCACAGAAGGUUCUCGAGACGAGGCCUGAAUGGGUGAUUUAUCCGGGCCAAGGAGGCCAUUUGAGUCCCUAAUCAGAUAGUGGAAGGCACACUAUAUGCCUCUCUAUAGAGUCAUCCCCAUCUAAAUGGCCACUUGUCCUUUAGGGAGCCACUCUAAAUCACACUUAAUAACUCCACAUUGUGCUCUCGAUUACGCCAGUUUGGCAGUCAAUGCAACUCACUUUGUGGAUAGUGAAACUCCCAAAUAGAAUUACAAAGCCAAAAGACAACAGAGUUAAAGGCCCCGAGCUGGAUGAAUCGAUCCGCUUGUUUGUAAAGAUUCCAUCGAAAUGGCUGAACAUAUUAUUAUUAAUCUUGCACCAUAGUACUUUUGUGUUAUGUUGUCGCAAAUUGGUGUUAUUUAUAGCGAACCUUUCAAAUUUCAUACGCUCACUUGCAAAUCAUCACUAUAGGGUUUUUGUUGUUGUUGUUUAAUCUUCGUUUCUGAAUGUGAUCCAUGUUUAAAAAUCGUUUCUGCAGCCGCCGCUGCUCAGACCUCCCCUGCUUUCCCCAGUCAAGCUCAUAUUUUAUCUCUCAGUAAUGCAUACUGAUGCACACUGUGCCCCCGUGUAAUAUCCUGCCCUAUCUAGACGCUGCCGUGGGCUCCUUGCAGCGUCGUCAUCACUAAUGCACAAGCUUUUCAUCGAUUGUUACAAUCAAGAGGAGGCGACAGUGUUUACUGCAGUCGCCUCACAGCAAGAAGGUCUUGGGUUCGAGCCCCGGGGCGGUCCAACCUUGGUGGGUCGUCCCGGGUCGUCCUCUGUGUGGAGUUUGCAUGUUCUCCCCGUGUCUGCGUGAGUUUCCUCCCACAGUCCAAAGACAUGUAGAUCAGGUGAAUCAGCCAUACUAAAUUGUCCCUAGGUAUGAAUGGGUGUGUGUGUGUGUGUGUGAGUGUGAGUGAGCCCUGUGAUGGCCUGGCGGCCUGUUCAGGGUGUCUCCCCGCCUGCCGCCCAAUGACUGCUGGGACAGGCUCCAGCAUCCCCGCGACCCUGAGAGCAGGAUAAGCGGUUCAGAUAAUGGAUGGAUGGAAGGAUGGCUGGACAGAUGGCUGGAUGGACAAUCAAGAGGACGUUGUCAGAGAUGCACUGCUUUUUAAAUUGAGCACGCACUUGUAGUUUUUGUGGAAACUUGAGCGUUGUCAUCACAACGUCCUAAACAGAAUUGCACGUUUCAAGACUCGUUAGAGGCAGGAAGUGUUUUUUUUUUUUAUUUCUUUUAUAAGAGAUAGGUGCUUGUUGUUGCCCUUCUGCAGAACUGGAAUAGGGGAGAUUUAGGGAGCCAGGUGCAGGGCUCUCAGCUGUCAAUACACAUUCCAACUGAAGAGCACUGGUUUCUUGUCUAGUGCAGCACACAAACACACACACACACACACACACACACAUUUGUGCAUGACACAACCACACCACGUCACUAGAGCCGGGGGGGCUUUCUGUUUAAUAGGAACAGAACUGUGUCCACAGUCAGAAGAUUUAUGGAAAGUCUGGCGUUGCCAGAGCAACGAGGGUGUUUUGUUUUGUUUUGUUUUGUUUUGUUUUUUAUUCUGAUUUCAUUUUAGAGCAGCGUUUAAAGGCCGCUGAACUUAAUUGAAUUCGUCCGGCCACAAAGUGGCUGACGUUCCAAACCAAGGAGCUGUUUUUUUUUUUGCCCCAUGCCAUUACGUUUGUGGGUGACUUUGUGCCCGGCGAUCCGAGGGCGCUGGCUGGCAUCUCGCUUGCUGGGAUCGAACCGGUCUGACGGACCAGAAAACGUCCUUUGGAUGGACACCGCUUCCGUCGAGUUCCAACUACGCGUAGAGACGCCAAGACCGCUGGCGCCGCCCUGCCCUUGCUCCGCGGCGGGCGCGGGUUGCCAGGUCUGCUGCGGAGAGGGCCGCUGCGCGGUGAAUAGGACUUAGCCGAAGCUCUGAGUGCAAAAUCCCCCCCGUAGAGGAGCAGGAUGUUAAGCAGAAAAGUCAUGCUGCAGGAUUAGAGCAUGCUCCGUUCUGUCGGCUUGGACUACUUACUGCCAUAUUUUUAGGCGGAUUGAUGGAGAGAAGCGGGUUCGGGCCGUGAAGCGGAGGAAGGUAAUGCCCUUAUCCUCUCAGAUGUGCUGGGGGAAAGUUUAAACUUGCGUUAUUGGCUGCUCUUUAUGCUAACGUUGCACUUUUGGUGAAGUGCGUGUGUUGAUUAGUGUGUGUGUGUGUGUGUGUGGAUGUAUGUUGGACUUGUGGUUGGAUGUGUGCGAGUCGGUCCCUGUACGUGCAGCGGAGUCUGCAUGUGUACAUUCAUGUGUCCAUAACGACUGAAAUUGUGCACCUUUUGUGUGUGUGUGUGUGUGUGUGUGUGUGUGUAAAUCCGCCGGCACAGGAGGGAAACUGGAGCUCCCACGUGCCGGUGCCGAGCCCGGCCUCCUAUAGAACAAGGUGAUGGCCUUUCCAUACGUGACCAUUCAUGCUGUCAGUCACCCGGUGCUGAAAUGUUACAGGAUCUUUGGUAGCCUGCGUCAGCAGGUGGCUGCUACUUCAGCGAUGCAAAUUCACCUCAACGUUGCAUCAGCGCCACCCACACUACCUUGCAUCUGCCUCCCGCUGAUACCCCGGACGGGUCACUUCCGUCUCCUCGUGUGUAUCGCUUAUUGAGACUUGCGCGACUCUAGACUUGAAACCGCUUUGCCGCACACAUCACACAAAGCAGUGUUGGCGGCACGGUGGCCCAGUGGGUUAGCGCUGUCACCUCACACAGCAAGAAGGUCCUGGGUUCAAAUCCCGGGGUUG